AUGAAGUUAUAUGGAGUUGUAACAUUAUGCCUAUCAUUGCUGGUAACAUGCACCUCUGAAGUUUCUCAGCAAGCAGCGGAUGCUACCCGUAGCAUACAAAGGCCAUAUGAAAAGGUUGUGGAGCAUGGAAAGACAUGUGUUGGAAAAGUAUGCUCUCUUCUUGAGAGGGGAAAAAGCAUGCUCUAUACUAGAAUCAAGAAUGUGAUGUCUAGCAUUAGAAGCAGGAGUGAGAAGGCCCAGGAGGUUGUUGGGCCCGAAAAUAUGCAGGGAUCCGAGGAGGAGGCAUUUGACCUGUCUCCCGAAGAUAUUGAGAAGCUAAUUGAGGAAAUCAAGAAGAAGCUUGCUGGGUACAUGGAUGUGACGGGAGAACAAAGCGAAGAGGAAAAGAAGGAGGAAGAGAAAGAAGAAGAAAAGAAAGAGUUGUGA
This is a messenger RNA of Encephalitozoon hellem ATCC 50504, 426 nucleotides long. RefSeq lists its product as uncharacterized. Bases 1 to 426 code for a protein of 141 amino acids. The transcript has a single exon. The record is from RefSeq and is a predicted model, not a curated record. Lineage: Eukaryota; Fungi; Microsporidia; Unikaryonidae.